Messenger RNA from Synchiropus splendidus (mandarinfish), 3121 nucleotides. It is a transcript of the gene hspa4l, whose product is annotated as heat shock protein 4 like. NCBI's taxonomy places the organism in Eukaryota, Metazoa, Chordata, Actinopteri, Syngnathiformes, Callionymidae. Gene Ontology annotation, biological process: protein folding. The record is from RefSeq and is a predicted model, not a curated record. Bases 260 to 2737 code for a protein of 825 amino acids. Gene Ontology annotation, cellular component: nucleus; cytosol. The transcript has 18 exons. Gene Ontology annotation, molecular function: ATP binding; ATP-dependent protein folding chaperone.
UCUGGUCCACUGGGUGAUGCUCGGGACGCCUGAGAGGGAGAACCCGCCUGGACACCACCGCUCCCGGGGAUUACUCUGGAUGAGCUCGCUAUAAACAGCUCCGCUUACAUAACCGCUAGUAGCUGGUGCACCCGAAGCUAGCGGGUCUAGUCUCCAGAUAGUUAAACUGCGGGGCUUUUACUUCAUAUUUCCGCUAGAGGUGACAAGUGCGGUCGUCGAGAAUAAGUUUCCGGAGCGGUACCGUUCACCUGCGCUCAGGAUGUCCGUGGUCGGUAUCGAUGUGGGAUUUCAGAACUGUUACAUCGCUGUUGCCAGGAGCGGUGGCAUCGAAACUAUCGUCAACGAGUACAGUGACAGAUGCACGCCAGCUGUGGUGUCUUUGGCCUCCAAGAACCGAAUCAUUGGAAAUGCCGCCAAGAGUCAAAUCAUCACCAACUUCAAAAACACAGUUCAUAGCUUCAAAAAGUUCCACGGCAGAAUGUUUGAUGAUCCUUUGGUCCAAGCAGAGAGACCCAAACUGCCUUACAGCCUGCACAAACUGGCCAAUGGGAACACAGGGGUUAAGGUGCGAUACCUGGAUGAGGACAAGGUGUUCACGGUCGAGCAGAUCGCCGGGAUGCUGCUCACCAAACUGAAGGAGACGUCAGAAGGAGCACUGAAGAAGCCGGUGGUGGACUGUGUCAUCUCUGUUCCGAGUUUCUUCACCGAUGCUGAACGGCGAUCUGUGUUUGACGCCACUCAAAUCGCGGGACUGAACUGCCUUCGCCUCAUAAAUGACACGACGGCAGUGGCUUUGGCGUACGGCAUCUACAAGCAGGAUCUUCCCACUCCAGAAGAGAAGCCUCGGAAUGUGGUCUUUGUGGACAUGGGACACUCGUCCUACCAGGUCUCCAUUGCGUCCUUCAACAAAGGCAAGCUGAAGGUCCUGUCCACGGCGUUCGAUCCGUACCUGGGGGGUCGGAACUUCGAUGAGGCACUGGUGAAUCACUUCUGCGAUGAGUUCAAGGGGAAGUACAAGCUGAACGUGCGGGAGAACCCCCGAGCCCUGCUGCGGCUGCACCAGGAGUGUGAGAAGCUGAAGAAGCUGAUGAGCGCCAACUCCUCGGAGCUUCCGCUUAACAUCGAGUGCUUCAUGAACGACAUCGACGUCUCCAGCAGGAUGAACCGAGGUCACUUUGAAGAAAUGUGCGCUCAGUAUCUGACACGGGUGGAGACGCCGUUGAAGUCCGCUCUGGAAAACGCAAAGCUGAGUCGUGACGACGUCUACGCCGUGGAGGUGGUGGGAGGAGCCACCAGAAUGCCGGCGAUCAAGGAGAGAAUCAGCAAGUUCUUCGGCAAAGACGUGAGCACCACGCUCAAUGCGGACGAAGCUGUAGCAAGAGGCUGCGCGCUACAGUGUGCGAUUUUGUCUCCAGCAUUCAAAGUCCGAGAGUUCUCCAUCACCGAUGCGGUUCCGUUUCCCAUCACCCUGCGCUGGAAGUCUCCGACUGAAGAUGGACUUGGGGAGUGCGAGGUGUUCAGCAAGAAUCACGCUGCGCCGUUUUCCAAAAUCAUCACCUUUCAUAAGAGGGAGCCUUUUGAUCUGGAGGCCUUCUACAGCUGCCCUCAGGAGCUGCCGUACCCCGACCACAGGAUAGGCUGCUUCACUGUACAGAAUGUGGUUCCCCAGCCAGACGGUGACAGCUCCAAGGUCAAGGUCAAAGUGCGUUUCAACGUCCACGGCAUCUUCAGCGUGUCCGGCGCCUCAUUGAUCGAGAAGCAGAAAGGAGAGGGAGAAGACAUGCAGAUGGACGCAGAGCCCACUGUGCAGAACGACACCCGGACAGAGGCGACGACCAAAAUGCAGAUGGAGCAAGAGGGCCAGAGUCACGCAGACCCCAACAAUGAUGAAGACACCCCCGGCAGCAAGGAGGGGGCAGCAGAGGAGAAGCAGGACCCUGCAGCGGCGGGAAACAAGCUGAAAGCCAAAGUGAAGAGCGUGGAACUUCCCAUCUCGGCCAGCAACAUCCGGCAGUUGGACAGCAACGUCCUCAACAACUUUGUGGAGUACGAGCGUCAGAUGAUCCAGCAGGACAAGCUGGUGAAAGAGCUGAACGACGCCAAGAACGCGGUGGAGGAGUACGUGUACGACCUGCGGGACAAACUCUGCGGCAUCUACGAGAAGUUCAUCACGGAGGAGGACAGCAACCGUCUGACACGGCUUCUGGAGGACACAGAGAACUGGCUGUAUGAAGAAGGAGAGGACCAGCCCAAACACGUCUAUGAGGAGAAGCUCAACGCUCUGAAGAGUUUGGGUCAACCCCUGCAGGACAGGCACCGCGAGCACGAGGACCGACCCAGAGCUCUGGACGAGCUCGGCAAGAGGCUGCAGUUCCUCAUGAAGUUCAUCGAGUCUUACAAGCAGAAAGAUGAGCGCGUGCUUCACCUGAGCGUGGAGGAGAUCAACGUCGUGGAGAAGUGCGUGAGCGAGGCGAUGGUCUGGAUGAACAGCGUGAUGAACGCUCAGUGCAAGCUGGCCGUCACUCAAGAUCCCGUGGUCCGAGUAGCAGACAUCUGUGCCAAAAUCCAGGAACUUCAUGAAGUGUGCAACCCCAUCGUCAGCAAACCAAAGCCUGUAGUGGAGGAGGCUCCUGAGGCCACCGAGCAGAACAGUGGAGCCCCCAACGGCCCCAAGCAAGCAGCCGACGUGAAGGGAGACGGCAAGCAGUCCAAGAACAAAGAGAUGGAGGUGGACUGAGGCUGGGGGACACGAGGACGCUCCUCUCUGUCCUCACUCCAGACUUUUACCUCUUGAGAUUCAUCACCUCCUCAUGUUUGGAUGUUCUCUUCUUGAUUCUGACCCACUUCUCUCAAAGAAUGUGUUGAUUCCUGAGUUCACCUGUUAGUGGUCACACGCUCAGUUCAGAGCAGUUAGGCUGGUGUUCGUGUGUAGAGACUCUACAUACUAUUUUAGUAUCUGAAGUAAACAUGUAGCUACAGAACACAUUCCUGCUGCUGCCAUUGUGACGCCGCGCGCGACAGUCCCAACAGAAGGGCCUUGUGGAAUGUCUGCUCCCUGUUCUCGCAGUUUUCCAUACUUCAGUUUAACAUGGCAAUAAUAAACUCCAAACUGGAACUGAAG